Molecule: messenger RNA, 1899 nt
Organism: Portunus trituberculatus (swimming crab)
Lineage: Eukaryota; Metazoa; Arthropoda; Malacostraca; Decapoda; Portunidae
Exons: 3
Coding region: 1-1899 (632 amino acids)
Biological process (GO): monoatomic ion transport
Cellular component (GO): membrane
Molecular function (GO): protein binding; extracellular ligand-gated monoatomic ion channel activity
Source: RefSeq, a predicted model, not a curated record
AUGGAGGAAGCAAAGGAGAUCACGGUAUUAUUUCAAGAAGACGGCAUUCCCUCCACUUCUACUUACCUGCGCUACCUUGGAACAUUCCCCGACCUGUAUCAGCUGACUGUCUGCUUCCGUCUUCACCUCCUGCAAGCAAGACAGGAAAUUCUCAUCCUCUCUUACGCGCACGAGAAUUAUGACAACGAGCUCUAUUUAGGGUUGAACUACGAGAAGCAGGAGGUGUCACUGGUGUGCUGCCAGCACCGGUGGUCGCUGGACGUGAGCGUCAAGCUCACGCUACGGCGCUGGUCCUCCUUCUGUCUGGCCGUGGACCUACACACGCGCGAGAACCACGUGGUGCAGGACGGCCAUCUCCGAGCCGGCCACGAUGGCACGCUGGUGGCGGGGGGCGGAGAGAUGCGCGUGGCGGGGGGUGGCAGUCUCUUCGUGGGGCAGGAGCAGGACUCACCCGGGGGAGGCUUCAAUGAGUUCCAGAGUCUGCGUGGCUCCGUGGGGGACCUCCGUGUGUACGACGUGGUGCUGCCCCAGGUUCAGAUGGAGGCCAUCACGGCGUGCCGGGCACCAAACACUCUGGAGCAGCCACUCAUUGACUUCUCUAACGUGACGGGCGACUUCGAGGUGCGCGGUGCCACUUUGCUGGCGCCGCCGCCCUGUAACCUGCGGGGCGAAGCCUUCCACGUGGUGUUUCCAGAGCCGCGGCUGUUCCGCGAGGCGCAGCAAAUAUGCCACGUACUGGGCGGCACCAUGGCCGUGCCGCACAACCCCUCCGAGAACGCGGCACUGUUCGAGCUGGCAGCGGCCUCAGCGGCGGGCUGCGGCGACGGCACGGGCGACACGCUGUGGCUAGGCGUGCAGGGCAAUCCGAAACAGCAGGCGUGGCUGAACGUUACCUCAGCCACGCCCGUCACCUACACCAACUAUGAUCAGCGGCGAGGCAUGACCAUCGAGCAGCCUGAGGUGUGUGUGGCCUUCAAGGGCACCCGCGCCGUGGUGGGCGCCUCGCGGGGCUCCUGGGUGCCGCGCCGCUGUGAUCUGGAGCGCUGCGCCGCCUGCCACUUCCACACUCUGCCCUUCGUGCGGGUGCGAGGUCUGUGCAGCAAGUCAGAGUUCGAUAAGAAGUACUUCCUGCUGGCAGGCGGCGGCGAGGUGGCCUUCAGCGGCGUGUACUACUCGCUGAUGACCAAGCUGCCGCCCGCAGCCAACGACUCCGGCGUGGGAGACUUCGGGGCGUGGCGCCUCACGCGGUACGACAAGCCUCAGGUGACGGCCACGCUGGCCAUGGCCUCACCCACGCACUACCCGCUGGGCCUCAACACCUGGACCUUCGACAACGACGUGUGUGGACGCGGCGAGGCGCGCCUACGUGUCACGUACUGCGACUUGGGUGAGUUUUCCUGCGACGACGGCAGCUGCGUGGAUCUGGCGAGGCGUUGCGACAUGGAGGUGAACUGCAUCGACGGUUCAGACGAGGCGGGGUGCAGUGUGCUGAGGCUGCCCGUCGGCUACAACAAGAUGGCGCCGCCUCCACGCCCAAGCCCCGGCAGCCCCGUGCCCGUGGCCCUGCACAUCACCAUGCUCUCCGUGCGUGCCUUUGACCUGACGGGCUUUAAAUUCGUGUGCGAGUUGGAGGUGCGGCUGUCCUGGCACGACGCGCGCGUCACCCUGCGCCACCUGCACAGCCAGGAGACGCUGAACGCCGUGCACCAGCGGGAGGAGCACGCCCCAUGGAUGCCGCAGAUGGAGUUCUUCGGGGACGCCUACACAACCAGCGACGUGGAGGAGCGGCGCUCCCUCCUGCGUGCCUUGCGCGUCUCUGAUCCCCUGCCUGACGACGAGGAGAACCUGUGGGAGGCUUACCCACAACGCCACCGCCUCGCUGAUAAGGAUAAGGGAUAA